AGGCCACAUCUCGCUCUCCAAAUGAAAACGGGUGGUUUAAUUGACGUUAAAACCAGUCCGUGAACGCAACGCUGUCAUUAGACGAAUAGAAGCCAGCCGAGGCGCGAUGCGUUUGAGGGACAGGUUUGAAGCACGUAUCCCUCAGCUCUCAGUCUUUCCAUAUUUAUUGUUUUCUGAGCAGUACUGCAACUUUUACUUAAAGGUAAAUAUGACGGGUGAAGGUGCCAUGUUUACUCAUGAAGUUACUUUCAGACUGAAUGAAGUCAUCCUGCUCAGAUGUGACACAGACUGAAAGUAAAGUCUCCCGUGCUUUGUGCAGCCACGCCAUUCAUUCGUCACUGUCUGUCCCUUGGUGUCGUGUUGAUCCUGUCCUUCCUGUUUGUCGACCUUUUCCGCUCCUGCAGACGCUCGCGUUCGACGUGUGGGAUGUUCUCGCUUCGCAGUGACAAAACCUGCAAAAGGAGCUGAACGUGUGACAUCGCUCCCCUUUGAUGUGUGAACAUCAGAUUUAGUUAGUUUCUGAAGAAUUGCAGGUUCCUCUCGUUCAGCGUUGUGGUUCGUGGCUGCUGACACCGCUGUGAAUGAGCGAGACGCUAGUGCUCCGUGAAUGAAAGCCCAGCUCGUUGCCUGUGAAACACACGCCCCGGUGUAACUAAACAAACUGUUGAGCCGCCGCCUGCGCGUUCACUGCCGUCUUAUCUGAAAUGGGCAGUAUUUUCCUCCGUCACUGUUUUUAUUUAUAGAAAAGGUGGAGCUGAGGCGCUGGAUAAGUCGGCUCCGGGUGUUUGACCCUUGGACGGGAAAUGACACGGGUCAGACUUGAUUUCACAGGUAGCUGGUGCGGCCUUCGUGCUGCGCUGUGGACCUUUUUUUUUAAUGAGGUGAUGCUCCAACGUGCCAUCAAGGAGCAGCAGCUCAGAUGAAGGGAUGCAAAUGUGAAUGGGCAGCGUGAGCCCAAAGCUCAGCUCCUGAUUGGCUAAGAAGUGAUCAUUUAACCAGCCAGUGCUCACUGUGUGUGACUGUAUGCUUCCCUCUGAUCUGAUUGAAUACACUGGCUCAAACUCUGCUUCUACUUUUUUUUUUUUUUUUUUUUUUAGCUGACCUCUGUUCCAAGGUGAAACUUCUCACACGGUCCUCUGUAUGUGUGUAGUACAGUGUUUGCUUUGCCUCACUCCCGUUGCCCGAGUGAGCGCCCAUGAGAGAGGGGAAGGGGCGUCUGUGCACCAGAGGGUAAAUAUCCUCCGUGUGGGAGGAGGGAGGGAGAGAGCUUGUCUAACAAACACUGCUGUAGCCUUCAAGCGUUCACGCUAGAAUUACAAUGAACUUAGUAGUAAUAAUAAUAAUGAUAAUAGUAGAGUUACCAAAUAAGAGGUUAUGUGUAGCCAGUAGUGAUAUUCUUCUUCCAUCAGUUCUGUCUUUCACAUGUUAUUAUUUUUUAGUUCAUUUUUUUCUGUUACUCUCAACAAGUCUCACAUUUAUCUGAUUCAGAUGACAACACACACACACACACACGAGCGGUGUGUUGUGUUUUUUUGGCCGGUGCUUUAUCACAACAUGUGCUAGUUGGGAGCAGACCAAGGAGUGUGUUUGCGUUGCUGCAGGAUUAUUGCCUGUGUUGAUGUGGGAGAGCCGGUGCCAGUUUAAUCAGGAACGAGACAAAGACGCAGGAGGAGAGCGGAGCAACAGCGCGGAAGUUAAUGAAAUACUAUAUUAACUGGGCAAAGCCUGGGAAACAAUAGGACAUUAAAAAGUGUAAUCAUUGAACUGAAAAUAGAAUCCGCUACAGGAUAUUGGUUUGUUUGGGUUUACUGGUUAUUAAACUGGUCGAGUUAUAUGUUCCCAGUGUUAAUAAUGGGUCAUGUAGCCGAGCUCAGCUAAGCGGCGUGAGCUGUGUGCGUCUCGGUGACCUUGUCAGUCAGAUCCCCAGCAACAGUCUGUUGAAUUAAGCUGAUAAGGACCUGUGAUAAGACUCCUUCCCCCGGAGCCUUACGUCCCGCACGGAGCGGCUCAGCUGGAGCCCCGGUGCUUUGACUUCAUUAACCCCGUUUCACACCAGGCACAUGGACGCGCUCCUGAAGAGCAAAGAUGACAAGCUGAGCAGCAUCAGCAAAGCAAUCACCUCCACGGAGACGCCCGUGAAGGAGAAGCAUGCGCGACGAAUCAUCCUGGGGACCCACCGGGAGAAGGGAGCCUACACCUUCUGGUCCUACGCUCUGGGCUUCCCUCUGGCCAGCAGCUCCAUCCUCAGCUGGAAGUUCUGCCACGUACUGCACAAAGUCCUUCGGGACGGACACAAAAAUGUUCUACAAGACUGCAUGAGACAUCACAGUUCCCUGGUUGAAGUUGGGACACUAUGGGCCAAUCUCCACGACAAAUACGGGCAGCUGGUGGCUCUCUACACCAAGCUGCUCUGCACCAAAAUGGAAUUUCAUGUCAAGCACGCGGAAAUCCCACCGAACUUGGAGGCAACUGAUGAAGUCCUGGAGCGCACUGCAGGGACAGACAUUAAUAAUGUGUUCCAGCUCUCAGUGGAGGUGUUCGAUUACAUGGACUCAGAGCUGCGGCUGGCUGAGACAGUGAUUCGACAGCUCAACACAUCCAUCGCCAUCUCCACUCUCACGUCGGGACAGUGUCGCCUGUCUCCGCUCAUCCAGGUUAUCCAGGACUGCAGCCCCCUCUACCACUUCACCGUCAAGCUGCUGUUUAAGCUGCAUUCCUGUCUGCCUGCUGACACCCUACAAGGACACCGUGAACGUUUCCACGACCAGUUCCACAGCCUCAAGACUUUCUUCAACAAAGCUCGAGACAUGAUGUACUUCAAGAGACUGAUCCAGAUCCCCAGACUUCCAGAUUCCCCACCUAACUUCCUGCACGCUGCCUCACUGGCCAAGCAUGUGAGGCCGGUGGUGGUCAUCCCCGACGAGGACGAGCCGGAGCCAGACGACGACGACGAACCCGAGCCGCUCAUCGAGGUCAGCGAGGCGUCCACGUCCAGCCUACAGGUGCAGCCACAGCCCGACAUAUUUGAUCAGACAUUUGGACCACCGAACGGAGGCUUCGAUGACCGAGAUCUGCAGAUCGAGGGCCUGAAGCGGGACCUGGAGAUGUUGAGGGCCGAGCUUGAGAGAGUGAAACUGGAGGCCCAGCGCUACGUUACCCAGCUCAGGUCCCAGAUCAACAGUCUGGAGGCAGAGCUGGAGGAGCAGCGAGCGCAGAAGCAGCGCGCUCUUGUGGAGAACGAGCAGCUGCGCAUGGAGCUGGCGGCCAUCAGUCGCCGAAACGCAGAGAACGAGGACCUGCAGACCACCUUCAUAGAGGCGGAAAAGAAGGCGCAGGCCACUGAGCAGCGGUACACGAAGCUGAAGGAGAAGCACACGGAGCUGGUGGCCAGCCACGCUGAACUCCUCCGGAGGAGCGCAGACACCGUUAAGAUGCUGUCAGCAACUCAGCAGAACCAGGAGGAAGUGGAAAGGACCAAACAGCAGCUGUCGUUUGAGGUCGAUCGCAUUAAACACGAGGCCGACAUGAAGCUGGAAGAGCAGAGGUUUGAGGUGGAGAAGCUGAAGAGGGAGCUGGAGGAGAAGCUGGCAGAAGUGACCCGCAUGAAGUCAAAUCUGCAGAGCAGCGAGACGACGUCGGACCACUUGAAGAGCUCGCUGACGGCUCUGCAGGCGGAGAAGGAGCGCGUGAUGCGGUCCGUGAGCGAGAAGGAGGCCGAGCUGUCGUCGCUGCGCCAGGCCGCACAGGUGCAGCAGUCGUCGCUCCAGCAGGAGCGCGACAGGAGCAGCAGGGAGCUGGGAGAGCUGCAGGGCAAACUGAGGGAGAAGGCGAAUCAGGAGGAGCAGCUGAAGCAGAAGCUCCUGGAGGAGCAGUUUGCUUUGCUGCAGGGCACCGUCGCCGAAGCCGAGAAGAUCAUCAAAGACGCCGUCGCCAAGCUGGACGAUCCGCUUCAUAUACGCUGCACUAGCUCGCCAGAUUACCUUGUGAGUCGUGCAGAGGCAGCGCUGGGCUCCAUCGAUAAAGUGAAGAAGGGCCACGCAGACUAUCUGACUAACAUGAGGGAUGCUGGAGGGCUGCUGAGGGCUCUGACCCAGUUCUCCCACUUGGCUGCAGAUACAAUUAUUAACGGCAGCGCGACGGCACACAUGGCACCCACAGACCACGCAGACCGACUCACGGAGAAUUGCAGAAGCUGUGCCUCUGAGAGUAUUCAGUACUUGAACAACCUGAAAUCCAAGCUGUCGCUCCAGAGGGCAGACCCAGCCUCUGUUCGCAUAAUCAUUCAAAAGAUCCUGCACCUGGGACAGGAGCUGCGGCCAAAAAGCAUGGACGUCCGUCAGGACGAGCUGGGAGACCUGGUGGACAAAGAAAUGGCUGCCACAUCAGCAGCUAUUGAGGAGGCAGUCCGCAGGAUUGAUGAAAUGAUGAAUCAAGCACGAAAGGACACAACAGGAGUUAAACUGGAGGUCAAUGAAAGGAUCCUCUUCAGCUGCACAGACCUGAUGAAGGCCAUCCGCAUGCUGGUUAUAGCAUCUACAGACUUGCAAAAGGAGAUUGUCGAGGGCGGGAGGGGAGCCGCCAGCAUUAAGGAGUUCUAUGCCAGAAACUCUCGCUGGACAGAGGGACUCAUAUCUGCUGCCAAGGCUGUGGGAUGGGGAGCCACCGAGAUGGUAGAGUCUGCCGAUAAGGUGGUGCUGCACACGGGCAAAUACGAGGAGUUGAUUGUCUGCUCGCACGAGAUUGCUGCUAGCACCGCACAGCUGGUCGCGGCCUCCAAGGUUAAGGCGGAUCGCAACAGCAAGAAGCUGUCAGUUCUUCAGCAGGCGUCUCGCCAGGUGAACGAGAUGGCUGCUAAAGUGGUGGCCUCGACGAAGACGGGCCAGGAGAACCUGGAGGAAAAAGACACUAUGGACUUCUCUGGGCUGUCCCUCAUCAAGUUAAGAAAAGAAGAAAUGGAGUCACAGGUCAAAGUACUGGAAUUGGAAAGUCAGUUGGAGAACGAGCGCCUGCGUUUGGGCGAGCUGAGGAAGAAGCACUACGACUUGGCCGGAGUUCCUCUGGACGAGGUGGUUGAGGGGAAUGGAGAAACCUCCCUGCAGGCCAACCUGGCGUCCAUGUCCCCAAAGGUCACCAAGCCUGCGCUCAUGAAGAAGCCUGCUCUGGCCAACAAACCCAACAUCCCGCCCAAAGUCACAUUCAAAUGAAGCCUCAGCAGAAGAGGAAAACACUUGGCUCAUGGUUGUUUGGACUGACGAGUAAAAGAUCCACUUUUUAUGAUUCCAUAAAGCAUCCUCUUCCUCCAUCUCACUGUUUUCUUUCCAUGUUUCCAUGUUUUUCUUCUUUUUUUGCCAAAAAGGACCAGAUGCCUGUUUGUUUUUUAUCUUUGACUUCUGUAAGGAAUAGACUGUUUUUACCAUUUACUUGUUUAAAACACAUAUACACAUGCAUUUACUGUAAGGUGGAAAGACAUUAAUAUACCUUUUUAUAGCUGAAUAAAGUAUUUUUUCCCUCACCACAAAAAUGUUAGAUGAUUUAACGCUGCUGCUUUUAAGAGUACAAACCCUAAUGAUCCCACAUCAACACUAUAUCUUUGUAUUGGUCAGUAGUUUUGAUCACACAUUGGACGACGUUUUGCACUUUUUUUAAAAUUCCCCCUCCAUGGUUUUUGUGUUGCGGGUGGUAAACGAGGGGAUCGUGCUACGUACGUCCGUGUUGCUGAAAGCAUUUUACAUACCUCUAGGUUUGCCUUCAUGAUGGACAGUGUUCCACUACAGUUUGCCUCGGAGGCCUUCAACUCACUGAACCUUGAACUUGCUUCGUUAAUAGUGUCUGUGUUGUAGUGUGCAACUAGCACAAAGUAUAAUCCACAUCUACACUCAUCUCUUGAAUGUCUCUUUCCUGGAACAGGACCUGGAUAUUAUACUAAAACCUAUAGAUACACGUAAUGCUUGCACACAAAUAUUGAGUGUUUGUGUUCUUAAUUAUUUAAUGUUUCUCUUAGGCUGAAUACAAAGAUUUAGGGCUAGUAAAUGUACAACAUGAAGGUGUUAGUUUUUUUUGCCUCCGGGAGCUUUUCUUACAGGGUCUUAAAAUGCGUUUUUUUAUGUUCUGUCCUGUACAAAAUGUCUUUAUACAGUCAGAUCUAUUAAUAUAUUUUAGUAAAGAUGAUGGUAGUAAAUGUCAACUGAACAAAUGAACAAUAAAUGUUUGAUUUAAUGUC
This is a messenger RNA of Betta splendens (Siamese fighting fish), 6220 nucleotides long. RefSeq names its product huntingtin interacting protein 1 related b (gene hip1rb). NCBI's taxonomy places the organism in Eukaryota, Metazoa, Chordata, Actinopteri, Anabantiformes, Osphronemidae. Gene Ontology annotation, cellular component: clathrin-coated vesicle; actin cortical patch. The transcript has 32 exons. The record is from RefSeq and is a predicted model, not a curated record. Gene Ontology annotation, molecular function: clathrin light chain binding; phosphatidylinositol-3,4-bisphosphate binding; clathrin-cargo adaptor activity. Gene Ontology annotation, biological process: endocytosis; clathrin coat assembly; actin filament organization. The coding region runs from base 2061 to 5204 and encodes 1047 amino acids.